This is a messenger RNA of Coccinella septempunctata (seven-spotted ladybird), 515 nucleotides long. RefSeq lists its product as uncharacterized. The transcript has 3 exons. NCBI's taxonomy places the organism in Eukaryota, Metazoa, Arthropoda, Insecta, Coleoptera, Coccinellidae. The coding region runs from base 201 to 515 and encodes 104 amino acids. The record is from RefSeq and is a predicted model, not a curated record.
UAUACCAUUAGGUCUAUGCUUUUAACCUCUCAUCAUACGGAUAUAAACAACGUAAAAAAUCAUCGUUUUCAACAAAAUGAAAGGAUUUUAUUUCCAGGAAAAGCGUAUAACCAGUAUUGAAGAACUUUAAAUUAAAUAGAGUGUUUACCGAUUUUAUAAUUCAUCAUUUAAAUCCAGCUCUACACCUACCAAAAAUAGAUAUGGGUGAACAUUGUAUUGUUAUUGAAGAUGCUGAUGAAGUGAAGUUAGAAGAAAAACCAGGGAUCAUAGACAUAUGCGAACACUUCAUAGAAGAAGAAGGAGUUUACGAAAGAGAAGAAUUUAUAAUAAAGAACGAAGGAAGUUGCACGAAUUCCUCAGGUGUAGUAGUUGAUGCAAAUCAGUCAACUGCCUUUUUCAACAAAAAAAUCCCUCAAGUAUUUGAUCCCACAACCAUUAAAUCUGAACCGGUUCAGUGUGAAUUUCCUAAAUGUCACUUGACAAUGAAGGAGUUCAUGACAGAGAAGAAUAUAUAA